GACUGAAAGGCAAAGUGAGUGGAAAGCAAAAUAUUCACUAAAAACAAUUCGCGCGCGCCGUUGUCAAAAGGGAGGAAAAAAAUCCCCUCCAACUGAAAAAAAAAUUAUGAUGAAAGAAGCAAAAGCUAAAUGUGGAAAAUGUUAAAAAUUAUAAAAAUAACUUAUAAAUAAUUGUAUAAAACGAAAGGCGCUGAAAAAGUGAGAAACCUCAUAGCAGAAGAAAAAUUCUGAUGUCAAGAGUUUUUUGUAUGGUUGUGUGUUGAGAAGAAACACCACGAAGAAAAAUAGUACUCUAGGAAAGAGUUGUUAUCGUAUAUGGUGUAAAAAAAAACAUUACAACAAGAAAAAAGAAAAACAAAUAAAAUCACCAAGAGAUAAACAACAAAAAUAAAUUCCUAUUGUUAAUAAAGGAUACCAGUUCAUAAUGUCCGCAGAUGGUACUCAGGCAACCACAGUGACAAUUACCGUGGAAGAUGGCACAGCCAAUAAUAAUUCAGGCUCAGCCGGUGGUUCCGGCAGUUCGGGCAAAUGUCAAAUGGCUUUAACACCCCGCUUCACCCAAGAAGAAAAGGAUAUACUUUACAGUCUGUUUCAUCAACACGAAGAGGUCAUUGAUAUAAAAUUUCGCAAAAAGCAAAGAUCAAAAUAUUCCAUACGCGAUGCCUGGGAGCAGAUAGUGCGUGAAUUCAAUUCACAUCCGGGAGUUAUGCAGAUGCGCAACUUGAAGCAAAUACAAAAGUUCUGGUUGAAUGCAAGACUACGAAAACAAUAUCCCUUUCGAUCUAUUGGCCAUAAACAAACCUCCAACAAUCAUCACAAUAACGACCAUUCUCAACAACAACAGCAGCAACAACAUAUUGUCAAUCAUGUCAUCAAGGAUGAGCCAGAGUUCAGUAUACACAACACUGAAGGCUCUGAGAAUAAUGAACACAAUGAGUCCUUUGAAGAAAUGGAAAUGGAAGGCAAUAAUGUCUCAGAAUUAGAUGAAGAUCCUUUGGAAACGGAACAGCAACAACAACAGCAGCAGCAGCAACAGGAAUUACAGCAACAAGUAGCACAGGCGGCCACUAUACAUACUCAACAAAUAAGUGUCGAUCAGAUAUCAGCGGAAAAGUUAACACUCAAUGAUCUCCUACAGUUUAAGACCGCUAGGCCCAGGGAAGAGAUUAUUUUACAAAUUAAACAUCCCUCCGAUAACUCAGGAGCCCAAAUUACCAUACCUUCGCCCACACGCAUUACAAUACCUCAUCAUCAACCGCAGCAGCAUACAAUGGCCACCAUUACCACGAAUGGCUAUAACCAACAGAUUAUUAGUGAAAUCAAACCUCAACAAAUUACCUUGGCCCAGUAUCAGGCCCAACAGGCACAGCAACAAGCCCAAUUGGCGGCGGUGCAACAACAACAGUUGGCUGCAGCCCAACAACAGCAGCAACAAUUAGCGGUAUUGCAGCAACAACAGGCGGCAGCAGUGGCAGCAGCCCAACAGCAACAUCAACAACAGCAAGCGGCUGCUGCUGUAGCCGCAGCCCAACAACAGCACCAGCAGCAACAACAACAACAACAACAGCAAGUGAAAAUGCAAUUGCAUACACCGCCCAACGUUAGCACACAAUUUGCCACAGCCACGCCUACCUUUACAUGUACCACAUUUAGUGCCUUGCCCACGGGUGCUGCCACCGGAGUUACAACGGCCAAUAAUUUGGCCAAUGUUGUAGCAACCCCCCAUCUAGCUAACCUCAAUCCCGCACCCAACUUGCCCACAGUGAAUACAGCACCGCCUCCUCCCACAGCCAACACCAACGCCUCCAACAAUAGUCAUACUAGCUCUAACCCCACCAAUGAUGCUUUCGAGGAGAAAAUCAGCUACUUCCGCAUGAAAGAGGCUGAAUUGCGUUAUAAGGAGCAACAGGUUGCCUUGGAACGCAAGAAAAUCGAAUUGACUCAUGCCCAAGAACAACUGAAACAUUUGCGUGAGGUGCAUCGCCUGCAGGUGGAGGAGUUAAAAAUGAAAAUUCGCGUACUGCAGGAGGAGGAAAAGCAUUUACGCAAAGACAUUUCGCCGCUAAGCAGCUAAGCUUCACAUCAUCAUCACCACAAAACCUACUUGUCCUACUGGCUUUUUACAGCAAGUUUGAUCAGGACAUGCAAGCAUUGCAUAUUUGUAAAUGUAUUAUGUUUUUGUUUUCUUUUUUUAAGUAAGGUUAACAAUUAAUUUUUAGCUUUAAGUGUUUAAAUUUAAUGUUAUACGAUGUAAUAUUGUAAAGAAGAAACGUUUUCCAAUUGUGUGUCUAUUUGCAGCAUAAGCAUUUUUUUUAUUCAUUAUCACCAUUGUUCAGUUAUGAAACUGCUCGGCUCAUACAUGUAAUAAAAAA
Molecule: messenger RNA, 2372 nt
Organism: Stomoxys calcitrans (stable fly)
Lineage: Eukaryota; Metazoa; Arthropoda; Insecta; Diptera; Muscidae
Product: regulatory protein zeste
Exons: 4
Coding region: 425-2074 (549 amino acids)
Source: RefSeq, a predicted model, not a curated record